Gekko japonicus is the source of this 1364-nucleotide messenger RNA. RefSeq names its product MyoD family inhibitor domain containing (gene MDFIC). NCBI's taxonomy places the organism in Eukaryota, Metazoa, Chordata, Lepidosauria, Squamata, Gekkonidae. The coding region runs from base 189 to 926 and encodes 245 amino acids. The transcript is spliced from 5 exons. The record is from RefSeq and is a predicted model, not a curated record.
AGCCGCGGGGCUCGGGUGGGGGUGAUGUUGGGGAACUGGCUGGGCUGGUAGGAGCCUCUCGGAAAGUUUUCUCCUCCGUAGAAGAGGCGAGGAUUUUCAGGCUGCAAGAGAAUGGCAAGGGUCGUGCGUUAAAGCUUGUCAAAAGGGAGAGAGUCAGAGCGUUAUUACUCAGAGGAGAGAGCUGGCAGAUGUCCCGAGUGAGAGAACCUCUUCCUCCAGAGCCUGAAGGGCCAGCGCGUGCAGCUCUGGCUGAAAACAGCCUUUUGAUCUCACUUCCUCGAGAAAAAUCUGGAGACAGAAUGGCUGUAGGGGAGAGAGAGACAACAGAGCCUUCAGAUAACCAAAGCAUACAAGCAAAUGCACAACGCCAGUCAGUCUGGGGAAGUAAUGCUAGUAAUGACCUUGUCAGAAGCCAGCCUGAACGUUUGCCGCGGCCAAAUGCUUUGCCACUUGAAAAGCACAAGGAAGAAAUUGGCAGAACACAAAAUGGUCAUGCAGGUCUGAGUAAUGGAAGUGGAAUUCACAAUGGAGUCAAACUUGUAGCAAAAGAUAGUAGAAAAUUCUCAGCACCAGUUUCCCAAAAAAUGCACCAAAAAAUUCAGUCCAGCUUGUCUGUCAGCAGUGAAAGCAGCAAAAAAAGCUCUGCAUGUUCUCAUAAGCCAAGUUCUUCACCUGAAGAUUGCUGUGUUCAUUGUAUCUUGGCCUGCCUGUUCUGCGAAUUCAUCACUCUCUGCAGCCUUGUCCUGGGACAAGCAUCAUGUGGUAUCUGCCCGUCAGAGGCCUGCUGUUGCUGCUGUGGGGAGGAAAUGGGAGAUGACUGUAACUGUCCGUGUGACAUGGACUGUGGCAUAAUGGACGCUUGUUGUGAAUCAUCAGACUGUUUGGAAAUCUGCAUGGAAUGCUGUGGGAUUUGUUUCCCAUCAUGAGACACUUCAUGUAUUUAUGACAUAGUUUUUAAUAAAAUAUUGUUUAAAAACUGGAGAGGGUUGUUUUUUAAAGAAACCCAUAGGAAGGACACUGUUUGAAUCUUUCACAGCAACCUAGUUCUAUGCACUGUUAACUACUUUUUGAAGAAUUGUGGGAAAGCAUAAGCAUACCCAUAAGAACUAAUAGGGUAGUGAUCUCAUGUGUGAACUUACUUUUCUGUGCCUUGAUGUUGCCUAUGUAAAGGGCUCUGUCAUUUGGUCACACAAGUGAAAGUACCAUUUUUAGCUGCACCUGGAUAAAGUCAGGAAUGUCUGAGCCAUUUAAAAUUUCCUAAAAACGUGAAGAGCUGAUCACUUCUUUUAAAAAGAAAGGAUCUUAGAACAGAUAGAAACAGCAGUUGGAGUAAAGUGGAUUUUUUAAAAAUUCAGACUUUCACU